AGAUAGUCAUGGACACAAAGCUCAAAGUGCCCCUCUUAGAACGCCUGACACAACGCCGGACCCCGGAAUCAGCUGGAGAUGGUGGCCUGAACCGCUGCCUCGGUAUCUUCGACCUCGUUAACUCUGGCUUUUCCAUCGUGGUGGGAGCAGGUAUCUUCGUGAUAACACCCGUUUUGACAGCCAACACGACAGGUCCAGCUGUCACCAUCAGCUACUUGAUUGCUGGUUUAGCAGCUCUAGUCAGUGCGCUCACGUACGCUGAGCUGGCAUCCCGGUUUGCGGGGAUAGGCUCUGCGUAUUUGUACGUUUAUUACGUGUUGGGCGAGCUUGCUGCUGGGGUUAUUGGUAUCAGCAUGCUAAUCGAGUGGAUGAUAGGACUUGCAAGUCUCAUAAAGUCGCUCUCAAUAUACGCUGACCAGCUCAUUUUGAACGGAACCAUUAUAGCCUGGGAGGGCAAGAACCUGGCAGUGGAAGUCCCCUACAUGACUAAAUAUGUGGACCUGUUCGCACUGCUCAUCCUGCUGCUAUGUGGGGGGUUGAACUUGUGGGGGGUCAAGGAGACUGUGGUCGUCUCAGCUAUAUGUAACGUUGUUGUCAUGGCUUCUCUCAUUCUGAUAAUCGUAAUGGGUUUCGUGAAGGGCUCUACAGAUAACUGGUUCCGUGUUGUCCCUGAAGAUGCUGAUCAUGGAACUGGUGGCUACUUUCCUUAUGGAGCUACAGGGGUCUUUACAGGCGCUUCCUUGGCUUAUUUCUCGUAUGGAGGAUUUGACGCUAUAGCUUGUCUAGGCUGUGAAGCCAGAAACCCUCAAAAAGACAUUCCCAUCUCCAUGGUUCUCACUUUUGGACUCAUCAUGUCUCUCUACAUGGCGGUAUGCGGUGCUAUUACAUAUGUUGCUCCUUACUAUACCCUGACCCAUGAAGCAGGAAUGGCCCUGGCCUUUGCAUCGGUCCCGUGGGUUGUAAAGGUGGUAUCUGUGGGAGCAAUCCUCGCUACAGCAACGGGCAGUUUCGCCUCAGUCCUCGCCACCUCAAGAGUUGUUUUCGGCAUGGCACAAGACGGAAUCAUGUACAAAAAGCUAACCUACGUGAGCUCCACUCAGGUUCCAGUGGUGGCUAUCAUCAUUUCAUUGAUUCUGCCCGCUCUUGGAAUUAUCCUCCUUGACAUAGAGGAACUUGUCAUGAUGAACUCUGGAGGAUCUCUGAUUUGCUUCUGUUUGACCAAUAUAUGUGUGAUAGUUGGAAGGUACCAGCCACCUCACACCGAGAGUAAAGGUGUGUACACUGCCGCUGAAAAACAAGCCAUUCUAGCAACUCUCACAUUCUGGGCAUGCUCGCUUGCCUCAUGUGCUUGCUUCAAAAACAUUGGCUCGAUAAUAACCGCUCUCUCUACAGGAUUGUUUUUCCUACUACUUGGUGUCAUAAUCCUGUGCUUUAUGCGAUUGAAACUAAAGGAGGUUUGGGAACCGUGCACCUUCAAGUGUCCCCUGGUUCCCUGGCUACCUGCAGCAGGGGUUCUCGUUAACAGUUCCCUCAUGGUCAGUCUCCCCCUUAUGACAUGGGCCAGGGUGGGGGUCUGUCUUUGUCUAGGCCUGACCAGCUAUGCCACCUACGGAGUUUACAACUCUAACAUUACAGUCGACAAGAUGCAGGGUGACUUUAAUUACAGUGGUGACUCAGAGAGGAUGUCAAUACGAUCUGUAAAUUCACCUUACACCGAUACAGACAAACUGGUUGAUAAUGAGUUUUAGUUUUUCCCCAUUUAGAUACAAGAUAGCAGAUUUUAUAUAUUUUCAUUUUUGAUUUAUUUCAGAUAAAAAGGGGUAAGCAUAUGGUGACAAUUUAAUUGAUAAUAAGUUGUAGAAUGUUGAGUUUAGAGAUUUUGAA
Messenger RNA from Bolinopsis microptera, 1884 nucleotides. Its product is annotated as cationic amino acid transporter 2-like. The coding region runs from base 9 to 1748 and encodes 579 amino acids. Gene Ontology annotation, biological process: transmembrane transport; amino acid transport. The record is from RefSeq and is a predicted model, not a curated record. The transcript has a single exon. NCBI's taxonomy places the organism in Eukaryota, Metazoa, Ctenophora, Tentaculata, Lobata, Bolinopsidae. Gene Ontology annotation, molecular function: amino acid transmembrane transporter activity. Gene Ontology annotation, cellular component: membrane.